Messenger RNA from Sciurus carolinensis (gray squirrel), 1454 nucleotides. It is a transcript of the gene Hao2, whose product is annotated as hydroxyacid oxidase 2. NCBI's taxonomy places the organism in Eukaryota, Metazoa, Chordata, Mammalia, Rodentia, Sciuridae. The record is from RefSeq and is a predicted model, not a curated record. Bases 122 to 1183 code for a protein of 353 amino acids. The transcript is spliced from 8 exons. Gene Ontology annotation, molecular function: FMN binding; oxidoreductase activity.
CUGAGCUAUGGGCAGUGAGUUGCUGUUUCCUAGCACAUCCAGCAUGGAGCCAGGCUCUGUGUGACUGCUUCUAGACACCACAUUCUCCAAGUGCUUGAAGACCUUAGGAUCAGAUCCAGAAAUGCCAUUGGUGUGUUUGAAAGACUUUGAAGCACAUGCACGCGAGCGGCUGUCUAAGUCAUCUUGGGAUUUUUUCGAAGGAGUUGCUGACGAAGGCAUCACUAAGGAUGACAACAUUGCAGCAUUUAAAAAAAUCCGCCUCCGUCCCAGGUUCCUGAGAGAUGUGUCAGAGGUGGACACCAGGACCACAGUCCAGGGGGAGGAGAUCAGUGCACCCAUUUGCAUCUCGCCCACAGCCUUCCAUGGCAUCGCCUGGCCUGACGGAGAAAUGAGCACAGCCAGAGCUGCCCAAGCAGUCGGCAUCUGUUAUGUCACCAGUACAUUUUCCAGCUGUACCCUUGAAGACAUUGUAGCUUCUGCUCCCAAAGGCCUCCGAUGGUUCCAGCUUUAUGUGCAGUCAGACUGGCAGCUAAACAAACAGCUUAUCCAAAGGGUAGAAUCCCUGGGUUUCAAAGCUUUGGUAAUCACUGUGGAUGCACCCAUAAUUGGCAAAAGGCGAGAGGACAUUAGAAAUCAGUUCAAUUUGAAGAAGAGAUUACUGCUACCGGAUCUUCGAUCACCUACAGAGAGAAAUUCCACACCUUGUAUCCAGUCCUCUUCCAUAAAUGCAUCUCUCUGCUGGAAUAAUCUCUCCUGGUUUCAGAGCAUAACUCAACUCCCCAUCAUCCUCAAAGGGAUUUUGACAAAAGAGGAUGCGGAAUUAGCAGUGAAGCACAAUGUCCAUGGCAUCAUUGUUUCUAAUCAUGGUGGGAGGCAGCUUGAUGAGGUUCCUGCUUCAAUUGAUGCCUUGUCAGAAGUGGUGGCUGCUGUAAAAGGGAAAAUUGAAGUGUAUCUGGAUGGCGGGGUUCGAACUGGUACUGAUGUGUUGAAAGCUCUGGCCCUUGGAGCUAAGUGCAUUUUUCUUGGCAGACCAAUCCUGUGGGGUCUUGCCUACAAGGGUGAAGAUGGUGUUGAGGAAGUUUUGAACAUUUUAAAAAAUGAGUUCCAUGCUUCCAUGUCACUUACAGGCUGCCGGUCAGUUGCUGAGAUCAAUCGUGACCUGAUCCAGUUCUCCAAGUUGUAAGGAACUACUGAGACUGCCUGCAGGAAGGCAAACUCACAACGUGCUGUUCAGUGAUGUCCCGCCUGGGUUCCAUUCUAACCAGUGACUUAUGCCCUGCCCCCUCAAACUCUUCAGCCUUGUGCUUUCAAGUGCUCCAAACUCCCAAUCCUCCUCAAAUGUUCCCUUCUUUGCCUCACUGCCUUUUAUGUGUUGUUCUCUUGGCUAAAAUUCUCACCUGAAAUAAAAUAUCUUUGAUAAGCAGGUCAACAAUGAUUGGAUACAGCUAAUGUAU